This is a messenger RNA of Protopolystoma xenopodis, 420 nucleotides long. Lineage: Eukaryota; Metazoa; Platyhelminthes; Monogenea; Polystomatidea; Polystomatidae. The record is from the annotation of a GenBank genome assembly.
AUGAAUCAAUGGAACUCGGGCACCACGGGCACCGUAUGUCUGCUCAUGAACUGGGUCAUAUACACUGGCUGGUUGGGAGAUUCGCAGGCCUGUCUUGUCUUCACUCCAGGCCAGCUGGAAUCGCCUCAUGCUGUGUUUUCAGAUCUCUCAGCAUGGACGUCUAAUGACUAUAAAAAAUCGGUAUCACUGUGGCCAAAUUCUGCACAUUCAUCUCUACAGGUCACUGAACCGAUAGCGACGGUCACAACUGCAGCUGUAGAAGAGGCAGGAUCGCCUUUAUUGCCUGUUACUUCUUUGAAUUCCGUAAAUAUCAAUGGGAACAUCUGGCCAUUCGAUGAUGAAUCGGAACUUUUAAAACAACCAGGUUUAGAGAUCUAUUGGUUAUACUAUUUUUCACUGACUCGCAUGACAUUUCAUUGA